Dendroctonus ponderosae (mountain pine beetle) is the source of this 5968-nucleotide messenger RNA. RefSeq names its product atrial natriuretic peptide-converting enzyme (gene Corin). Bases 127 to 3024 code for a protein of 965 amino acids. Gene Ontology annotation, biological process: proteolysis. Gene Ontology annotation, molecular function: serine-type endopeptidase activity; protein binding. Gene Ontology annotation, cellular component: membrane. The transcript is spliced from 15 exons. NCBI's taxonomy places the organism in Eukaryota, Metazoa, Arthropoda, Insecta, Coleoptera, Curculionidae. The record is from RefSeq and is a predicted model, not a curated record.
CAAGCAUUUCUGAAGCACGGAUUCUGACGUGCACAUGUGCUUUUGUUGCGGUGCUGAGUGCACGUUGUUUACUCUGAUCCAAGCUCAAGAACUACGAGCGCAGAUUCAAAGCUGUGCUGUUUCGAUAUGAUGGAAAGCAAAAUGCUCGAUCGGCACAGAAACAGUUUUAGUCAAGUCGAAGGACCCCAUGGUUACCAAAGGUGGAAUGUAAGCACUGCAAGCAACGAAAAUACUCUGAUUGAUCUUGUCAACACCGAUACUGAAAUUGUGAACAAUUCUCUUAAAUUAGCUCCAGUCAAUUCGAGUAAUAUAUAUGCACGUCGUCAUUCUGCUCACGCUUGUACGGCAACUGAAGAUCGCCAGUUAACAGUUGACGUGUCCUCCCAACCGCCUCCCAUUCCCCUCCGACCUCCGCCUGUUCCAAAAAGGACAAUACCUGUUCUGUACUCGCCUCUUACGCCCCCUACGCCUCCCAUACCUCAACACAGUCCUCCUCUGAACCCGAAUGUUCGAAAGAAGUUCCCACAGCCCCCUCCAUUACCUCCUACCCCAAAAACUAGAGCUCCACCUUUUAAUCAACUGCUACCGAGCCAUAAACCGUGCUUGCCGUCUAUAGAACAGACUAAAGAUUACAGAAAAUCUGAUGUUAAUCGGAACGCCAACACAAACUUUCCAUUUGAUAAUAUCAAACCAACAGACAGCGUGAAAAGAUCGAACAUGAAUAAUAUCAACCGUCAAGAGGCAUGCAAGCCAAGCACUCCGAACAGAAUGUAUAAACCCAACCAACAGGGGAAAAUUUCAAUGCGGCAAGACUCGGGCAUUUCAACCGAUAGUUUUAGCCAAAACUCGUCUCCCAGUUACACAACAAAAGGAAUGGACACUCCUCUGUUGCCACCGAAGACACAUUUGUACAAAUCGCAAAAUGGAGUCCUGAUUGCGAAACUCAAGGAUAUAAAAGCUGAGGAUAAUUUGGAGGAAGUAAAUGGUAUCACCAAGAGCGUUUCUACUCCGGCUGGGCUGCAAACAGUUGUGAGGUUUCAUAAUGGGUCGAAUAUGUCGGUUCACCAUAAGAUUCUGCGUGAAUCCAGAAGACCGUCAGAAAGUUACAACCAUAGAUUUUUCUUCAAAUUCAGAUUCAUCCAGUUACUGGUAAACGCGGUUGCAUUAUUUGCAAUUGGAGCGGGUAUCGUCGUCUAUUUUAGAGCUCUUGCAGCAAAUCCGUCAAAUGUUGUGACCAUAGUAAACAGGACAAUAAACGUGACUGCAUUGCCCAUAAGCAGUGACCAUCUAGACGGUAACCCGGCAAAAGGCGUUUGUUUGCCGGUUAUUGUCAAAUUUUGCCUACAACAUCAAUUGCCUUAUAACUACACCAUCUAUCCCAAUUAUGUUGGGCAUUUUGGGCAAAGAGAUGCGCAAAUGGACCUGGAAAUAUACGACGCAGUAGUUGAUGUUCGUUGCUACGAAUUAGCCUCCCUAUUCUUAUGCACGAUAUUUGUUCCAAAAUGUGGACCUCAUGGAAUGUUGGUUAGACCUUGUAAAAGCAUGUGUCUUGAAACGUAUCGCCGAUGUGGAUUUUUCUUGGACGUGUUUGGCCUAUCGCUCCCCAAAUAUCUGGAAUGUGAAUUAUUUCCCGAGUCCUCCGACCCCAACGUUUGCAUCGGUCAUGCGGAAGUGAAGGCACUGAAAAUUCGCGAAUCUAAACCAAUUUGUCCAAGCGGUUUUCAAUGCGAUGUGAAACGUUGUAUACCGAAAGAUUGGCAUUGCGAUGGCCACGUAGAUUGCAAAGAUCAAACUGAUGAGCUAAAUUGUAAAAAAUGUGGAAAGGACAUGAUUCAUUGCGGAUUUAAUAGAUGCAUUAGCCAGCAGCAUAUGUGCGAUGGUAUAACCGAUUGCCCCUGGGGUCAAGAUGAACGAAAUUGUCUUCGAUUAAGUGAAAGAAACGGUGAUGAAGGUGUAGGGCGACUGGAAGUUUUCCGACCUGAAAAACAGAAUUGGGUUCAAGCGUGCUUAUCAGCGAAGAAAGAUUAUUCGAUGUACAACACUCUGUGCAAUAAAUUGGGAUACCUAAAUCAAAAUUCUACUAUACAAACCAAUUAUGACAACCACACCGUAUUGGAGGGGACCUUUCAAUACACCGCAAAAACAAUCGAAAACUUUAACAUAAUUGAUAAAUUUGCUACUUGUGGAGAGGGCAAUUCUACGACCAUCGACCUAGUCUGUACCAAAUACGUUUGCGGAAGGGCUCGCGUGAGCAAUGGGGAAGAAAUGAAAUCUACCAGAAUCGUCGGAGGCGUUCCAUCCAGACCCGGAGACUGGCCCUUUUUAGCCGCCCUUCUUGGUGGACCAGAAGAAGUUUUUUAUUGUGCCGGGGUACUUAUUGCCGAUCAAUGGGUCCUCACAGCUUCUCAUUGUGUUGGAAAUCAUUCGGAUGUCUCCGGGUGGACGAUACAAUUGGGCAUUACCAGGAGACACUCGCAUUCGUUUUAUGGGCAAAAAAUGAAGGUGAAAAGAGUAGUUCCGCAUCCCCUGUACAACAUUGGCGUGGCCCAUGAUAAUGACGUGGCGCUCUUUCAACUUUCUAGCAGAGUAACAUAUCAUGAACAUCUUUCACCGGUGUGUCUUCCAGAACCCGAUACUCCGGUUCCCAAUGACAUGAUAUGCACUGUUAUAGGCUGGGGCAAGAAAGAAGACACUGGGAAUUCAGAAUAUGAGCCAGAGAUCAACGAAGUUGAAGUUCCAGUCGUGGAACAAUCAAUAUGCAAUCAUUGGUUGCAAUAUCGAGAGUUAAACGUAACCACUGGAAUGAUAUGCGCCGGAUACAAGAAUGGUGGCAAGGAUGCUUGCCAGGGUGAUUCAGGAGGCCCUUUGCUGUGUAGACUACCUGAAGACAGAAACAGGUGGUUUGUUGGAGGAAUUGUAAGUUGGGGAAUAAAAUGUGCACAUCCUCAUUUACCAGGCGUAUAUGCGUUCGUACCAAAGUAUGUUGAUUGGAUAAAUGCUCAAAUGGAAGAAUAUUCUGAAUGAGAAAAAUUAAUCAAUAACGAUGACAAUAAAGUAAAAAAGAAUGAUUGGUACAAAUUAUACAAGCAACAUGGUUUUCUAUGACAUUUACAAAAACAUGUUUUCUCUCAUAAAAAUGAGACUAGAAGCAUUUUUAUUGAUGUACUGUGUUUCCCUAUUGAUACCCAUAUACAUACAUUUGUGUUAUAGCAUAAGAGAAAAUUUUGAAAAGUCUAUUUGAAUCAACUGAUGAUUAAUCGAGAUAUUUGCAGGUAAGACUCUAAUAAUCAUCUGGUAGUAACUUUUUCAAUCACAAAACAGUUGUUACAAACAAUUAAUCAUCAGAUUUUCAAAAAUAAAAAAUAUAUGAUGUUGACAAUAUUUAAGAUAAAUUAGAUAUACCCCGCCAGAUUUCAGGCUACGCACAAUAUUGUAGUUUGGCCCCUAUAUAGUGAUAUCUUAUGACAAUUUAUUAGUGUUCGAGCGGACCGCUAUCAAUGUGAUCUUUGAUUUAGUGUACAAGGUGAAUGAAAAAUCCCAUUAUGAUACAUCAAAUCAUAAAGCAUGCCCACUCUUCUGCACUGGAAUAAUCAGACAAAAUAACCAGAAUGAUUCUGCAAAAAAAACAAAACUUUGCGGCACACCAUACAAACUACCGAAAUCCUCUAAGGACUUGAGCUCCUAUGUAUUUUCUUGACAAUAAUAAUCGUAAUCUGUCAUAGCAGGGGAUUUUUCAUUAAAACCCUGAGGACUUUGGCCAUUUAACAUCAAUUUUAAUCUUAACAAAAACCAAUCGGUUGUGAUUUUAUUCAGGCUAUGAGACUAGUUUAGACUGGAAAAAAUUGUCAAAGUGAAACGCUUAAUUGGGUCUGCUUGAGUCGAAUCAACAGUAAGUCAAGAGCACGUGAUCGGUGGAAAAGCCAUCGCCACAACAGUUUCAAAAUUAUUCAUUACUUUCAGUUGAUUUGUAAAUCCACUCUCUGACUGAGAGAAAAUAUCUACGUCAAUCAUUGGUGUUAUAAGGUUACUACUCGAGAUUCCCCAAAGUCCUGUGGGCUUUACACAAAAUAUUUUAUACCUUCUAGAAAGAAAUUAUAUAAAUAGUUUUCUAUAGAAUUUAUUACCAAUGUUACCUACUUGAUAAUAAUGCGUCUUCAGAAAAUGGUAAGACGUAACAGCUUUACACUCUCGUAUAUUCUCGGUUUCGAUGGACUAGAUACCUUUGCUACAAUGAACAUUGCUACAUUUAGUCACUCAAACUAGGUAUAUACAAAUAAGACUUUAACUUAAAGUAACGGAUUAAUUAUAAAUGGAAUUGUGAAUGUAGCACAUGGCCAUUAUUACCUAAUAUUAAGUUCAGAUGUUGUCAAUUUAAACGAAACAUAGUCAUUUCUGAAGUUAGUUCUGUACAGGGUUUUUUGUCUAUUAUGAAAAUUCUAUACUAUCUAAAACACAUAACUAUAGAAUUGAUGGUUCAAAAGUAAAAUAUUUUUUCUAAAAUGUUCUUACUAAUCAAAUUUAUUUUACUCAUUGAUAGUGAGUGGUUUAGAAGAACAAAUGCCACUAGAAAUUAUUUACAAUUUGGUACUGCUUGUUUAGAGAAUCGAUCUAGCGAUCUUAAAGAUUUUUAUAUAUUUUCACUUGAAUACUAACAGUCUCAAAAUACACUUAAAAACGCGAAAUGUUUUAGAAAUCUCCCAUAGGGCUUAACAUCUUAACAGUGAUAGAGAGUUUGGACAAUAUAUUUUAGACAAUACCUAUAUUUAUGUGUACUACUUAUGAUGAUGUCUUAGAAAAUAUUUGUCAUGUGGGCAAUCUGUUUAUCAACGACAAUAAUUGUUUAAAUGUUAGUAAGUAUGCCUUUUUAAAAAGAGUCAAGAUAAAUAUAUAUUUUUCAAUUCUAGUUUUGCUAGGCACAUUGAGUCGUAUAUUAAAUCUGCCGAUUAGCUGUGUAUGUGCCUUACAUAUUUACUUAGCGAUCUUUAUUAUACCAAAGUAUGUUUGGCAUGCCUAAUUAGUUAAUUGUUAUUGUUAGACAUUUGCUGUCGCUGUUUGAAGUUUAAUUUACAAUAUUCAUAGAAUACUAUAAUAGAUACAACGCCUGAGCGUACUCAAUUUGUUUGAAAAUGUGACUAGCAAAGCUAAAAUAAAACCAUUUAAUGUUGGAAUAUUGAAUGUAAUGUUAGUGGAUAUAUUACGUGUAAAACUUAGAUCAUUUAUCAUAUAGGAAAUACCUAUAGCUGUUAACGCGCUGAGAGCGACUUUAGUUGAUUGUUUCCAAACUAACUAGCUUCGUCAUGAAACGUUUGCUAUUUUAGUAAAGAGAAAUAAACAUAUUUUUUCAUCAAUAUUCUUGGUCUUAAGAAAGGCUACUAAACGAAUUCUAGUUAGGACUUAUAGCAGAAAAUAUUAUUUAGGAUCCCUUCGACAUGUUCAAGCAGACAAUGUUGAAAUUAAAUAAUCUAAUAAUGAUACACAACGUUUCAAUGGAAAAGAUGCAAUUAUCAGAUUAUUUAUUGUUGAAAAUUGUUCUAGGCUAAAAAAUAACUAUGUGUUCCUUAUGGCUAUGCUGGCUUUAGAUACAUGUGAUGUCUAUUAAAGAAAUUAUUAUGCUUGCUAUAUAUGCUUCCAAAAGUAUCCCAAGAACUAUUGCUACGUUAUCUAUGAUCCGUUUAAAUGUCUGAUCAAUAAUGUGCAUGGACAUUUUUACCUGCAUAUUUUAGAUAAUUGGUUAGAAAGCUUCUGGGAAAUUAUCCGUGCAAAGAAUGGUAGAAAUUUGGCAGAUCUAUUUCAAAUAAGCGAACGUUAUUCAGUAUAGAUCAAAAAUUCAAAAGCUCAGGAUCAAUAUGUGAAACGUCCGAACUUUGAUACAGAGCUGGCACCAUUUCCACUAUUCUUCGCUGUGCUGUAUUUUCUUGUGUUAGUUAAAGUAUGUAGUUGGAGAAAAUACAACCUUAUUAUAGCGCGA